Molecule: messenger RNA, 4995 nt
Organism: Octopus bimaculoides (California two-spot octopus)
Lineage: Eukaryota; Metazoa; Mollusca; Cephalopoda; Octopoda; Octopodidae
Biological process (GO): regulation of transcription by RNA polymerase II
Cellular component (GO): nucleus
Molecular function (GO): RNA polymerase II cis-regulatory region sequence-specific DNA binding; DNA-binding transcription activator activity, RNA polymerase II-specific
Source: RefSeq, a predicted model, not a curated record
AAGAAUGGCUCCAAGAUGGUCGUGUUUACAAGAUGUGAUCAUCACCAAUGUUAAUAUUCUUCGCUAUUUGGUCCCUUCUGCUCACUUUACCGGCUAGAAUUCGCCUCACUCCUCACACGCGAACAGAUCUACUCCUUAAGCAAUACAGGUGUUUUUUGGGCCCAGUUGAAGUCCUGCUGUCAACACAAGCUACUGAGACAUCACUUGAAUUCUUGGAAUACCAUUCAAACUACUCAAGCACCACUCCUCAAACUUCUGGAAUACCACUCAAACUUCUGAGAGUACUACUUUGGAGUACUACUCAAAUUCCUGGAGCACCACUCAGCCUCCUGGCACAUCAUACCAACUUUCGGAGCACCCCUUAAAAGCCUCUUGGAGUACCACUCAAAUUCUUUGAACACAGUACAAACUCCUGAUACAUUACUCAAAUUCCUGAAGCACCACUCCGAUUUUGGAACACCACUCAACUCAACAAAAGCUCUUGAGUGCCACUCAACUCCUGGAGUGCUGCUCAAAUUCCUGGAACACCACUCAAACAUCUGGCUCAUUACACAGUUUCUUGAAGCACUACUCAAACUCUUAGAGCACCACUCAAAUUCUUGGAACACAGCACAAACUCUUGUAGCAACACUCAAACUCUGAGUACACCAUUCAAACAUCUGAAGCACCACUCAAAGUUUGGGAAGAUAAUACAAACUCCUGGAGCACCACUUAAAACUCAAAUUCUUGGAACACAACACAAACCCCAGGAAUGCUAUUCCUCAAAUUCCUGGGCCAUCACCUAAACUUCUGGAGUAACACUCAAACUAACCUGAUUGAACACAUUUCUGAAGAACAGUAAAGAGGUUGAAGUGAACCCCUCACCAAGUCAACUACACAACAGUUUCACCGCCACCGCCACACAACGCUACCUCACAACACAUCUCACAACAUCGCAUAACACAACACUACAUCACAGCGUCACUACAUGGAGACAGUCCUGCCUGCCGACAGCAUUGACAUCUGUUUCAGAGCGAUGAAGGAAGACUUUCUGUUGCCAAGUGCCAUCUCCAACACUGACAACAUCGACGACAACAACAACAACAGCAACAAUAACAACGACAGCAACAACAUUGACACUGAGAAAUAUGGCAGCUCCAACAUUGCCUCGCAGUGCAAUGAAUCGUCAAACCCCAACACUGAUGCUGUGACCGAUUUGUUUGUCAUUUCUGCGGUCAUCUCUGAAGACAGAGAUAGUACUGCUUUGGAGGUGAGUGCAGCCGGCAAUGAUUACGGUGAAUAUGUUGUUGACAGUGAUGAUGAUGAUGAUGAUGAUGACAGUGGUGAUGGUGACAGUGGUGGUGAGUCAGUGACUAUCACUGUCUUGAAGUCCAACAUCGUAAAUAACUUCCCUUGUAUUUCUGCGUCUGGAGUGGAUGGCAUUGAUGAAGAGGGGAGUUCUUCUGCGGGUGGCACCUCUGAAGUUGUCUUUGAGAAUGGUGGCAAGACAAAUAACAACGACGGUGUUGACGAUGACAAUAUUAAUCAGGAUGACUCGACGACUAGCAAUGUCAUUGUUGUUGGCAAUCCUGUCGAAUCUCAGGACAAUACAGAUGCAGGAGCCAAUAAUUUGAUUUCUGAUUUUCUAUCUUUGAAAAAGAAAAGCCUAAAGCUGUCUGAUGUGGGUGACUCUUUGGCCCUGGAUGGACUUGCUGUACCUGAAGAUGAUGCAGUGGCAUCCACCGCAGUUGUUAAGAAACUCUAUUUUGUUUCCGGCAUCUGCUCACAACCGUCAUCGAUGAUGGUCACUGUGCCAGAAGUGGACUCUGUAGUGAUGAAUUCAACAGCAGUGACAACGAUGAUUACAAUGUCAUCUUCAACUUCUACACCAUCGUUAUCACCGUCGUCAUCAUCACUUACACUGCCACAACAACGACAACUGCAGCAAAAUAAGCAGCGUAGACACUCGUGCAGCUGGUGUCCAAAGGCGUUCAGUCGAAGCUGUGAUCUGCAGCGCCACCUGAGAAUACAUACCGGUGAGAAGCCGUACAGGUGCUCACACUGCGGGAAAACCUUCUCGCAGUCAGGCAGCCUCUCGGCCCACCGUCGCAUCCACACAGGUGAGAAGAAAAAGCUGUUUGAGUGCUGCAAGUUUACACUGCCACAACAACGACAACUGCAGCAAAAUAAGCAGCGUAGACACUCGUGCAGCUGGUGUCCAAAGGCGUUCAGUCGAAGCUGUGAUCUGCAGCGCCACCUGAGAAUACAUACCGGUGAGAAGCCGUUCUGCUGCGCCUGCUGCUCCAAGUCGUUCUCGUGCUCCAGCUACCUCACCAAGCACAUGCGCACCCACACCGGCGAGAAGCCGUACGUGUGCAAGCACUGCGACAAAUCGUUCCGCGUGUCCAGCCACCUGGCCCGGCAUACGAGGGGUCACGCUCGGCUGAAAGGCUUCGACCAUAAAUACUGCAAAAACUCCAGCGCUAACACCAGCACCACCUCUACCAACAAUGACAACAAUGCUGCCAACACCAACACCACCACCACCACCACCACCACCAACAUAAACACCACCAACCACGACAACGACAGCUAUUUGAAAACAGCAGUGACGUGCAUUACAGCCACAACAACAACAACAACUACGCCAGUAACAGCAACAACAGCAACUAUUACAACAACUAUAUUAACAAAGGCUGUUCCUGUAUCAACAACAACAACAGCAACAACAACAUCGGCGACUGCAGACGGUUCUUUAGUAACAAUGUCACCUUCGUCGUUGGUAUCACUUUGUACAGUAGAAGGAGCAGCGGAGUCAGAGACCCAGUUAGUUCAACAGGUGCCGCCGGUGGCAUCGUCUGACGUUGUGCCCCGACUGUCCAUGUCAUCUGUUGCGCCACAACCCCAACAGCAGUAUCAUCAUCAUCAUCAAGCAAUAAAACUGAAACUUGAAGCGAUGACACCAUCAGACCUCUGCUUGUUAGAUGCUGGGAAUUUUCACAGGGUGCAUCGGGGUCAGUGCAUGCCGGUGGUGCCCAUGCAGAGCAUGAAAUGUUUUGCACCAGUGACCACGGUCAGCCUACAAGAUGAUCGGCCAAGCCAAUCACACCAAACUAUGCAGUUGCAUGAUGUGCAGUGUGUACCGUCUGCUGCUGGUGUGCAGCUGGUUCAGAAUAUGGAGGGUAUGGAGGCGAUGCAUGCAGCAGAUGUCCGGUGCAUCGAAGCCCUCCCUGUUAUGCCUGACGUCCAGUGCAUGCAGUCUGUGGCCGAGGUGCAUGUAGAAGAUGUCCAGUGCAUGGAAGCUUUACCCGGGGUACAAGUUGACGACAUCCGGUGCGUGAAGUCAAUGCCCGGUGUUGAAGUGCGAGAUGUCCACGAGUGUAUCCAAUCCUUCCUCCCCACUCCCACCGGCGUCGAUAACCAAGACGGAGGCGUGCAGUCGGUAUCGGACAUCCAAGCAGUGCAGGUGAUGGAAUUCAGAUAUGCCACCCCAGCCGACAGCAGUACAACGGCCGACCCUUUGGCCAGGGCCGAAAACAUGGGCACGUUUGUGUUUGAGAACUCACAGCAGCAAAAUCCAUCGGAUGACAGCCAGGUGGCCACCGUUUCCUACGACUACACUUCAUCCCUGUUCUCGAUUGCUGAGGCUGGUCUCACUUUCCACAGCUGUGCUGAGUGCGGGAAGAUCUACUUAAAUGAAUCUGUAUAUCGUGUUCAUCUACGGUCUCACACCACGCUGGUCGCACUCCACAAAUACUCAAACGAGCAGUUCUUCCACUAUAAUUGCUGCCAAAGACAAGAUUUGGCAGGAUUAGAGUUCAGGAUCUGAAGUUUGGUACUUCAAAGAAUUCUGAAUCAAAAGAAUGCUAUUUAACCCUAGGCCUUCGUUGUACUCAGCAUAGCCAUGACUAAGAGUGUCCUGGAUAUGUCCAUCAAUGGCCUUCACUCAAGCUUUGCCUGUGGUACUAUGUGUUCAUAUAACUCUACGGUACCUUGAUUGUAUACUAGCUUGUAGUGCAUUGUGUUCAUAAUUGAUAAACCAGUGGUACCCUGAUUGUAUACCACUACACAUUCAAAUCACCUUAUGGUACCUUGAUUGUACACCAGCUUGUGCAUAUUAUAUCCAUAUCAUCCUGUGGUACCUCAGUUGUAUACUAGCUUGUGGUACAUUGUGUUCAUAUCACCUUCUGGUAUCUUGAACAUAUACUAGCUUGAUUACAAAGUAGUUCAUGGUACAUUGUGUUCAGAAUAAACUAGUGAUACCCUGAUUGUAUACUAACUUGUACCACACUUUCAUAGCAGUCUGUAGUACCUUGAUUGGAUACUAACUUAUGGAACUUUGAUUGUAAACUAGCCUGUGGUACAUUGUGUUCAUUAUAAACCAGUGGUACACUGAUUGUAUACUAGCUUGUGAUACCACACAUUCAAAUCACUCUAUGGUACCUUGAUCAUAUACUAGCAUAUGGUACCUUGACUGUAUUCUAGCCUGUGGUACAUGAUAUCCAUGUCAUUCUGUGGUGCCUCAGUUGUAUACUAGCUUGUGGUACCUUGUGUUGUUAAUCACCCACUGGUAUCCUGCAAGUAUUCUAAUUUGUGGUACCUUGUGUCUAUAUCAUUCUGUGGUACACCAAUUGUAUACUAGAUUAUGGUACGUUGUGUUCAUAUGAUCUUGUGGUACCAUUUACCAAUACAAGCCUGGUGUAUCUUGUGUCCACAGUACCCUGCGCUUAUGACACCACCCAAUGGCACUAUAUAUUUACCAGCCUGUGAUACUUAUUUUACACAUGAAUGAACUUCAGUCACAGAUUCAACAGUGGAACUGUUGUUAUUUAUUUUUCAAUUUUUUUUUUAUUGUCAAGCAGUGAACUCUACAACCACCUAAAAAAAAAAAAGGUGUCAGCUUUCUUGUCUCAUAGAACUGGAGAAUGUUUUUAAAAUAAAUAUUUUUUUCUUUCAAAAAAAUUUAAAAAAUAUAUAACAAAAAAAAAAAGAAACAUCACAAAACAAAACAAAAAU